Molecule: messenger RNA, 1517 nt
Organism: Miniopterus natalensis
Lineage: Eukaryota; Metazoa; Chordata; Mammalia; Chiroptera; Miniopteridae
Gene: ADRA2B
Product: adrenoceptor alpha 2B
Biological process (GO): G protein-coupled receptor signaling pathway; platelet activation; regulation of vasoconstriction
Cellular component (GO): plasma membrane
Molecular function (GO): alpha2-adrenergic receptor activity; epinephrine binding
Source: RefSeq, a predicted model, not a curated record
AUGGACUACCAGGAGCCCUACUCGGUGCAGGCCACCGCGGCCAUCGCGGCCGUCAUCACCUUCCUCAUUCUCUUCACCAUUUUCGGCAACUCGCUGGUGAUCCUGGCGGUGCUGACGAGCCGCUCGCUGCGCGCCCCGCAGAAUCUGUUCCUGGUGUCGCUGGCGGCCGCGGACAUCCUGGUGGCCACGCUCAUCAUCCCCUUCUCGCUGGCCAACGAGCUGCUGGGCUACUGGUACUUCCGGCGGACGUGGUGCGAGGUGUACCUGGCGCUCGACGUGCUCUUCUGCACCUCGUCCAUCGUGCACCUGUGCGCCAUCAGCCUGGACCGCUACUGGGCCGUGAGCCGCGCCCUGGAGUACAACUCCAAGCGCACCCCUCGCCGCAUCAAGUGCAUCAUCCUCACCGUGUGGCUCAUCGCAGCGGCCAUCUCGCUGCCGCCCCUCAUCUACAAGGGAGACCGGGGCCCCCAGCCCCGGGGGCGCCCGCAGUGCAUGCUCAACCAAGAGGCCUGGUACAUCCUGGCCUCCAGCUUCGGGUCCUUCUUCGCGCCCUGCCUCAUCAUGAUCCUGGUCUACCUGCGCAUCUACCUGAUCGCUAAACGUAGCCACCGCAGAGGUCCCAGGGCCAAGAGGGGCCCUGGGGACGGUGAAUCUAAACAACCACGCCAGGUUCCUGGGGGAGCCUCCCCCAAACUGCCAGCCCUGGCCUCCCAUUUGGCUGCUUCCGGAGAGGCCGAUGGACACUAUAAGCCCACUGAAGAGAAGGAGCCCCCGGGCGGGACCCCUGAAGAUCCUGGGAACCCAGCCUCGCCACCCAGCUGGCCUGCCCUUCCCCAUGCAGGUCAGGGACCGAAGGAAGGCGUUUGUGGUGCAUCUCCGGAGGGGGAAGUUGGAGAGGAGGAAGAGGAGGAGGAGGAGGAGGAGUGUGAGCCUCAGGCCUUGCCAGUGUCCCCUGCCUCCGCUUGCGGCCCACCCCUGCAGCAGCCACAGGGCUCGCAGGUGUUGGCCACCCUGCGUGGCCAGGUGCUCCUGGACAGGGGUAUAGGCGCUGCAGGUGGGAAGUGGUGGCGGCGGGCCCAGCUGACCCGGGAGAAGCGGUUCACCUUUGUGCUGGCCGUGGUCAUAGGCGUCUUCAUGCUCUGCUGGUUCCCUUUCUUCUUCAGCUACAGCCUGGGCGCCAUCUGCCCGCAGCACUGCAAGGUGCCCCAUGGCCUUUUCCAGUUCUUCUUCUGGAUUGGCUACUGCAACAGCUCGCUGAAUCCUGUCAUCUACACCAUCUUCAACCAGGACUUCCGCCGUGCCUUCCGAAGGAUCCUUUGCCGCCAGUGGACCCAGACGGCCUGGUGAGCCGCCUGCCUGCUGCCCUUGCGGGGCUGGUGCCAGGUAGCACCAGGGCCACAGUGCUGCCUACCCUGUUUUAUGUGGCCACCUCCCUGGGGCUGUCUGGUCUCUGCCCAGGUACUGCAGGCCUCAUCUUGGGAGCACCCUGGGAGGCGCACUGGCAGGAGUGCUGUUCA